CUUCAGCUCCUGCCGCUCCCUAGUGGUCCCACUUCUGCGGCCGCCGCCUUCUUCCCCCAUGAUGGAGAGUGUUGGCGUGUACGGAUUCUGUGGGUGUAAAGCAAAGAACAAAAUGAAGCGUGAUUCAAAGUGGGAAAUAAGCGCUUCAGAAACGGCUCCCACAUCUGCAUAUUCAUCUCCAGCACGGAGUCUUGGGGACACAGGAAUAACGCCUCUGUCCCCUUCCCACAUUGUGAACGACGCUGACCCUGACGUCUCGGAGCAGCAGUCAUUUCUCGUGGUGGUGGCCAUCGACUUUGGGACCACGUCUAGUGGCUAUGCCUACAGCUUCACCAAGGAGCCGGAAUGUAUCCAUGUGAUGAGGCGAUGGGAGGGAGGCGACCCCGGCGUGUCCAACCAGAAGACUCCGACCACCAUCUUGCUGACUCCCGAGAGGAAGUUCCACAGCUUCGGGUAUGCCGCCAGGGACUUUUACCACGACCUGGACCCCAACGAGGCCAAACAGUGGCUGUACCUGGAGAAGUUCAAGAUGAAGCUGCACACCACCGGGGACCUCACCAUGGAUACAGACCUAACAGCAGCAAACGGCAAGAAAGUCAAAGCCCUGGAAAUCUUUGCUUAUGCCCUGCAGUACUUUAAGGAGCAGGCGCUGAAGGAGCUGAGUGACCAGGCAGGUUCAGAGUUCGAGAACUCGGAUGUCAGAUGGGUCAUCACGGUGCCCGCCAUCUGGAAGCAGCCCGCCAAGCAGUUCAUGAGACAAGCUGCCUACCAGGCAGGCCUGGCUUCCCCCGAGAACUCGGAGCAGCUCAUCAUUGCCCUGGAGCCCGAGGCGGCCUCCAUCUACUGCCGGAAGCUGCGGCUGCACCAGAUGAUUGAGCUGAGCAGCAAGGCGGCCGUCAAUGGGUACAGCGGCAGGGACACAGUAGGAGCUGGGUUUGCACAGGCUAAGGAACACAUACGGCGUAAUCGGCAGAGUCGGACCUUUUUGGUGGAGAAUGUCAUAGGAGAAAUCUGGUCCGAGCUGGAGGAAGGUGACAAGUAUGUGGUUGUGGACAGUGGCGGUGGCACCGUAGACCUGACAGUCCAUCAGAUACGGUUACCAGAAGGCCACCUGAAGGAACUGUAUAAAGCAACAGGUGGACCCUAUGGAUCCUUAGGAGUAGAUUAUGAAUUUGAAAAACUUCUGUGUAAAAUAUUUGGAGAGGAUUUUAUUGAACAGUUCAAAAUCAAACGGCCUGCAGCCUGGGUUGACCUAAUGAUAGCAUUUGAGUCUCGAAAAAGAGCAGCUGCUCCAGACCGAACUAACCCGCUGAACAUCACCCUGCCCUUUUCGUUCAUUGACUACUACAAGAAGUUCCGUGGGCACAGCGUGGAACACGCCCUGAGGAAAAGCAAUGUGGAUUUUGUGAAGUGGUCCUCACAGGGAAUGCUGAGGAUGAGUCCAGACGCCAUGAACGCCCUUUUUAAGCCCACCAUCGACAGCAUCAUUGAGCAUCUCCGGGACCUGUUUCAGAAGCCCGAGGUGUCUACUGUCAAGUUCCUCUUCCUCGUGGGUGGCUUUGCGGAGGCGCCCCUCCUGCAGCAGGCUGUGCAGGCUGCCUUCGGGGACAAGUGCCGGAUCAUCAUCCCCCAGGAUGUGGGCCUCACCAUCCUCAAGGGUGCCGUCCUCUUCGGCCUGGACCCCGCCGUCAUCAAGGUGCGCCGGUCCCCACUCACCUAUGGGGUGGGUGUGCUGAACCGCUACGUGGAGGGCAAACACCCGCCUGAGAAGCUGCUGGUGAAGGAUGGCACUCGCUGGUGCACCGAUGUCUUUGACAAGUUCAUCUCUGCUGACCAGUCAGUGGCCCUGGGGGAGCUGGUGAAGCGUAGCUAUACCCCGGCGAAGCCCUCCCAGUUGGUCAUUGUCAUCAACAUCUAUAGCUCUGAGCAUGACGACGUCAGCUUCAUCACUGACCCCGGAGUGAAGAAGUGUGGCACGCUGCGCCUGGAUCUCACAGGGACCAGUGGCACAGGGGUGCCCGCCCGGAGGGAGAUCCAGACCCUUAUGCAGUUCGGGGACACUGAGAUCAAGGCCACGGCUGUCGAUAUAGCCACCUCCAAGAGUGUCAAAGUGGGAAUCGACUUCUUAAAUUACUAACUGCCACUUCCCAUUACCUGCCCCCUUGGACUGGACUUAUCUGCAUCUGCUGACCUCAACCUUGACUGUUUUUUCCCUGACCUUGACCCUGGCCAUUGCCCACCUGAAUUUUAGCAGGGAAGAUGAGAACA
This is a messenger RNA of Otolemur garnettii (small-eared galago), 2268 nucleotides long. It is a transcript of the gene HSPA12A, whose product is annotated as heat shock protein family A (Hsp70) member 12A. The record is from RefSeq and is a predicted model, not a curated record. The coding region runs from base 59 to 2137 and encodes 692 amino acids. Lineage: Eukaryota; Metazoa; Chordata; Mammalia; Primates; Galagidae. The transcript has 13 exons.